GGCUCUGGCUCUCUAGACCUUCCUCGGCAUCGAGGAAAGCUUCAGAGCUACUCCUCGUCUCCGUCCUUGAGACAUAUUUUCAACGCAGGAGGAGCUGCCAUGCGUUCAUUGGCAUCACCAUUGCCGGCAUCAUAUCGUCGCCCAGACACACCACCAGCUAUAAACAAAUAUCCCUCCCCCAAUGUCCUCAGUGGAUGUGAACCGGAUUCAGAAGCCAAGUCGCUUGUUAACUGCGAUUACUUCAACCUCCCGCUGUCUCAAUCCGCAGGAUCCGUAUCGUCCGUCUCGUCCGUCUCGUCCCCUUCAUGCACAUCAUUGGCAAGGGGCAUCGCACAUUUCAGCCCCUUCGACGGCCCGCGACUACCCCCAACCAAACCCGCGUUCUCUUCAUCGCUUCCCCCGACACCUACUCAAUCUACUUUUGACAGGUCAGGCGAGCACCUAGUGCCGCUUACCCCGACUUCUCCAUAUGACAUUCCUCUGAAUUCUUCGCGCCCCCGGUCUGUCCCAAGUGCCCAUCGUAUCGCAGAGUACGUCAUCAAGCCCAUGCCACGAAGAACGCCAAGCUCUCCGUAUUUGAUUGCACAGCACCAAGGAAUAGACAAUCAACCUUGCUUUGCACCGGAUCGACGUUCAUCGCUACCAUGGAAUACGCACAUUUCCUCGCCUGCAUCGCAUCCAUACGACGCAUGGAGGCAUGGAGGACAUCAGAAGGGGGUCGAGAUGGAGUCUCCAACACCGACUCAGGCUGCUUUUAAGAACCAACACACCGCGAUGGAUCCUCAAGGCUUCAAAACACAGGUUCAACCUCCUGGGUCAGAGGUGGUGCUAAUGCGAUCCAAUAGUACGCCUGCCAUCUUUGGUUCACUAUCUAGACCUCAUAUGUAUUUUAUAGUCAACGAGCAGGACAAUGUAUCGACGAACGAUAGCUGGCCAGUAAUGGAGGAGGCUGGAACAGGAGCGGACUCGUCCAUCGAACGGCUUAUGCACGGUAUACCGUCAUCUCAACAAUUUGAUAACGCAGAUAUGAACGACUUUCAAUAUCUUGAUACUCGGCAUCAACACCACGAGGACAAGCGUGAGAGUAUCAAAGCGCAACAAGCAGGCAGCUGCGAAUGGGAUCAGGAUCCAGUCAGUAUGGCCCACCCUCGGCCAUCUAAGGACCCACAGCCUUCCGGUACUAAGGCAGAAAACCAACGACCGAUGAAGCUGAUGCACGCCCCCUAUCACACCCCCAAUCACACCCCCAUGAGUCAGGCCCCAGGUGUGCUUCUCGAGCGUCCAAUGAUCCAGAAAUCAUCAGUCAGUAUUCCUGUCAGCAAAAUGGACCAUCCACAGGGAUUUUUGAAACCCGAACCGAUGGACGACCAUACCUUCGACUCUUCUAUGGCCAUGUUACUGGACGAUCAUCUUAGCCUGAUGGAUCAUCUCAACAUGAUACCGGAGGCGGAAGUGUUUCCGGAGGGGCUACCCAUGGGAUCUCUAUCAUCAUCAUCGUCAUCGCCCUCUGCAUUACAACACCAGGUUCACGGCAUCGUUCCUUCUACCACCACCAACAUCAUGUUCUCAAUCGCAACGACUGUACCGAGCACAUCCGCCAGUUGUACUAAACAGGACGAGUUGGCGGACGAUCCUUUGCUUUAUUUCGACACGAGUGAACCCAUACGACCGAGCGCGGGCUUGAAUCAAAAUACGACAUUUGGAUACACGGGCGAGGGUUCUUUUCAGGUCAAGGUCGAAUCCGGACUGGGGCCGCGAUCUUCACAGUCCAACGUGAUGCAGUAUUCGCUCGAUCACCAGCAACAUCCAUUCGACCUGUCUACCGCGCAACGGCUUCAACGGCGGCAACAAUAGGUGACAAUAGGUGCAACAGCACAGCAAUUCAUCUUGCAUGCAAGGGGGGGGAGAGGCACCCUGGUCCUUGUGGCAGAAUAUAGCUAUAGAAUUCAACAGCUACAGCUAUUGUAAAAGAUGAUACAAUAUCCCAGUAUAGAAAUAGUUACGCGUUUCGGACGCGUCAAAGCA
Molecule: messenger RNA, 2025 nt
Organism: Gamsiella multidivaricata
Lineage: Eukaryota; Fungi; Mortierellomycota; Mortierellomycetes; Mortierellales; Mortierellaceae
Exons: 1
Coding region: 100-1854 (584 amino acids)
Source: RefSeq, a predicted model, not a curated record